Molecule: messenger RNA, 1179 nt
Organism: Caenorhabditis bovis
Lineage: Eukaryota; Metazoa; Nematoda; Chromadorea; Rhabditida; Rhabditidae
Source: the annotation of a GenBank genome assembly
AUGACAAGAAGAAGGACAACUCGCCAAAAUGUGAAAAAUGCCAGCGCGCCGGUUGAAGAAUCAAAUGAUAUCGCAAUUAUUGAAUCAAAUAUUGUCACCGAAGGUCCUUUAGUGAAGAAAGAGCACGCGGACGACACGAUGAACUGGAACAAACUUCCCGGUUUUCUGCAAGCGCAUACAAUUUCGUUUUUGGAUUUCGGAUCGAGAUAUGCGCUUUCAAAAUGCUCGAAGAAAAUGUGGGAAAUCGAGAAGAUACCCAAAAUUUUCAUUCAAGAGAUUAAAUUCGAACGUGUGGAUGGUCCGCCGCGAAGAAUUGAAAAUAGACUCUGGCACCCUCACCUGCUCUCCGUCAAAUUCGAUAGUUGGACACCGAAAAAACAAAAAUUCUAUUUUUCAAGAUGCGAAAAUGUUGGCGCAGAUCAUGAGUAUGAGCGAACUCCUCGGAGUGUCGCCGAUAGCGUUGAAGAUGGGCUGCAAUUAAUUUUGGAUUUGAUGAAAAGGGGCAAUUAUUACGUCGAAAGGCUCUCAAUCGACAUCCCGAAUUGGGACCGCUCGUCGAUUCCGAUCGAGCCGUUCUCCUGCAAAACAUUCAAGUAUUUCUAUCGACACGCCGAUAGCGUUGCAAACACACUGAAUCUGAUUCAAAGCAACGUUGAGAAACUUGAAAUUAUCAGAGAAGGGUCUGUGCGCCUCCCGCCGGAGGUGCAAAACGCAAAAACCCUUUCAUUAUGGUCGCCGUGCAAUUUCACCGAACAGCAAUUUUUAGCUUUAAAAGCCAGCAAAAUUAUUCUGAAAAUUCCGAACAUCGAAGAAAGCAUACUUAAUCAAUUCAUCAGAAGGUGGAUUAACAGUCCAAAUCCAGAGAAUCUCGUUUUCAGCAUUAUAUAUACACAUGACAAAAAUAUUGAUUUGAUUUUAAGACAUAUUCCGCAUACCAAAUGGGACAUUAAUUAUGAAACAAAUAGUGGUGAAGCAUUCGCAAAGCCUUACCGUGAAACAAUUGCUGAGCUCAAUUUUUCACCGACUGGAAUUGAGACGCAUUAUCGCAUAAUGCACAAAAGCGGAAGAGCAGCGGCGAUGGUGACCCAUUCUUCCGACGUUUUUUUAUUCGUUGUCACUGGAAAAUGGUGGUCCACGUAUAACUGCGUUCUAGACAAUGUGCCACCGCUUCAUUUAUAA